ACCACUAUUUUACUGCUAAUCCAUUGUUUUAUACAACAUUCAGGUGCACUAAAUGGUGAACACAAGACAAUGAAUUCAAUACAGUUGUCUAUACUAUCCGAUGAAGAAUCAGAACCAGCCAUACAUGUGGUGGCAGAAGAACAGGGCAAAGCUAUACUUCCCUGUAAUGUCAGUCGACCUCUCAAUGAUUCAAUAGAUCUGAUACUAUGGUUCAGAGGAGACGCCGAAACGGCUUUAUAUUCAUUGGACGCCCGAAAAGCUAAUGGCAUUCAAAGGGCUAAACAUUUAGUAUCAGAUGAUCUCAGCUCACGUGCCUAUAUUGACAUCACCUCCAAGCCAACAGCACUUGUCGUCGAUUCAGUUAAGGCUACUGAUAUGGGAGAAUACAAGUGUAGAAUUGACUUCAGGAAGGGUCGUACCCAAUAUAGGACUGUCCAUUUGGAUGUAAUCGUGCCUCCUAAAGAAGUGAUAAUUAUGGAUGAAUAUGGCCAGAGAUUAAGGGAUCCGGUCGGUCCGUUCAAUGAGGGCGCCCACCUAACUAUUAUUUGCGAGGCCGAGGGAGGCAAACCGCGUCCAAGUGUUGUCUGGUAUAAGGAUUCAUCCGCUGAAUUGGUUGACGACUCCUAUAUGGUUACCCCACAGGGAAUCGUACGAAACGAAUUGGUUAUAACCCGAUUGUUACGUACGGAUCAUAGGUCUCAGCUGACAUGUCUGGCCUCUAACUCUAAUCUAACAAAAGCAGUCAUCACUGCCAGUAUAACAUUGGAGCUCAAUCUUCGUCCACUAGACGUACGAAUAACAACAAUUCAUCGGCCAUUGCUGGCCGACCAGCCGAUUGAAGUUGUAUGCGAAUCGGGCGGUUCCCGACCGCCAGCACUGGUCACCUGGUGGAAAGGAUCCAAACGAUUAGGCCAUUCAGGAUCGGUAGUAGCAGCCGAACAGUUGUCGGCAAACGAAAAUCUGACCACCAGUACCGUCCAAUUUGUACCGGCCGUCGAUGAUAAUGGCAAGAUAUUGUCGUGCAGGGCUGACCACUCGACACUACCCGAUUCGGCGCUAGAAGAUUCAUGGAUAUUGGAUAUAUAUUAUAAACCACGAUUGACUGUAUCAUACGGUGCCAGUAUACACCACGAUCAGCUCCGGGAGGGCUCCAAUGUAUCGUUUGAAUGUCACGUUAUGGCCAAUCCGCCCGUCGGUGAAAUCAGUUGGAAAUAUGACCAACAAAAACAACUAUUAAGCAAUAGUAUGCCUAAUGUCGAUAUAAUGGGUACAACACUAGUGUUAAGCGAUAUUAGGCGACAUAACUCUGGGAAAUACCGGUGCGUUGCGGCCAAUGCCGAGGGUGUCGGCGAAAGCGAUGAUAUUGUAUUGAAAACAUUAUAUGCACCGGUAUGUCGACCGGAUCAGCGUAUUAUAUACGGUGUCGGCAAACGUGAGCCCAUACAAGUGCCCUGCGAUGUCGAAGCAGAUCCACCGCAAGUGUCUUUCCGCUGGAGUUUUAACAAUAGCUACGAAGUGGUUGCUGUGAAAAAUUUUGUGACCACCAAAUUGCGAUCGGUGGCCACCUACGCUCCCCGUACUAAAUACGGUUACGGUGAACUGUAUUGUUGGGCCAGGAAUAAACUGGGCGAACAACUGGAACCGUGUGUCUAUCAGGUUAUACCCGCCGGACCGCCACAACCGGUCCGCAAUUGUCUGGUCGGUAAUCAGAGUACCGAUGGACUGGUUGUUAAGUGCGAACCGGGCGAUGACGGUGGGCUGGAACAGUCGUUUCAUUUGGAGAUAUACGAGUCGGAGGACGGUAGGCUACAGUCCAAUUGGACGUCCGUACAGCAGCAGCAGCAGGGGCAAGGGCAAGGGCAGGGGCAGCCCACCCGGCCCUACAAUAGCCCGGUGUUUGAGGUAACUGGGCUGCCUAUAGCUACCAGUUUUGUACUGGUUCUCUAUGCGGCCAAUGCUAAGGGCCGUUCAAAUUAUGUUACCCUAACCGGUGCCUCAGCUAAACAGCCGUUUAAGGAUGAGUUUACUUUAGGCACACUUCAAUUUGGUUUAAAACCUGUGAUAUAUAUAUUGAUAUCAGUCGUCGGCCUAUUGGUUAUAUUGGCGACAAUUAUAAUGAUUAUUACAAAAAUCAAGACAUUAGCUCAAAAUAAAGUUGGUCGACAUAAGUCACUACAAGGAGGUCCUCCUAACGGCAAGAUUAUGGGUACGACCACUACUACUACUAAUAGUAAUAGUAGUGAUGGCAGUGAUAAUGAUAAUGAUAUAAAUGCCGAUAAUAUAAAUGGCAGAAAUUGCGUCCAAAAUGGUGUUCAGAUGGGAACACUUUAUGUUAAGGCUUUCGAUGUUAUCGAUGGCAUUGAAGGCACACAUAUAACUGAUAAUGAUUUCAAUCAUCAUCUAAACAAUUGGGAUCACAAUAAUAUAAAUAGCGAUAAGUUUGACCAUAUUUUAGGCCAAACUGAGACAACAUUCAAUGAACCGCACGUCACCAUUGCCUACGAACAGCGACACACACCCGAAGGUGAUGCCUAUGUCGACAGGAUUACCGCCGAUUGGAUAACCAAUGGCCAGACAACACUUCUACAGCAACCGCUGCCGCCGCCGCCGCCGAUUAGUGACUAUAAAAAGCUCAAUAGAUAUCUAAUGCCAGCCAAUGGUUUAGUUGUCGGCGGUAUCGGCGAUCAUCAGACUAUUAUCAUGACUGACGAUGAAGUUAUAACCACUAAUGAGACGCCGCUAAUGAAUGGCAUAUAUUUUACGACAUCCUAUACGACAACAAAUACUCAUAAUACUGGAAGAGUAGGAUCAGCGACACAACUACAGCAUCAGCACCAACAACAACACCACAAAGUCCAGGGCUCGCCCACAAUGUCGACAACCCUGAGUACACCCGUAUGACAGUAACAGUCAGUCAGUUAGUCAGCCGGUGUGUGGGUGUAUGUGUGUUAAUUGGGAUACCGUUUAUCACAACAACAAAAACAACAACAAAAUGACAGAAUUUUCUACAGAAUAUUCUUGUAUUUGA
Molecule: messenger RNA, 3028 nt
Organism: Oppia nitens
Lineage: Eukaryota; Metazoa; Arthropoda; Arachnida; Sarcoptiformes; Oppiidae
Exons: 15
Coding region: 70-2901 (943 amino acids)
Molecular function (GO): protein binding
Source: RefSeq, a predicted model, not a curated record